This is a messenger RNA of Alternaria burnsii, 5061 nucleotides long. Its product is annotated as low temperature essential 1. Gene Ontology annotation, biological process: positive regulation of GTPase activity; Ras protein signal transduction. The transcript has 3 exons. NCBI's taxonomy places the organism in Eukaryota, Fungi, Ascomycota, Dothideomycetes, Pleosporales, Pleosporaceae. Gene Ontology annotation, molecular function: guanyl-nucleotide exchange factor activity. Gene Ontology annotation, cellular component: plasma membrane. The coding region runs from base 1 to 5061 and encodes 1686 amino acids. The record is from RefSeq and is a predicted model, not a curated record.
AUGCAACAGAAUGUCUUCCCUGCGCCGGGCUCCCCUGCCGAAGGGAAACGCGAUAUUUUGCCCGGUGCAAGUGCAGGUGCAGUUACGGCAAAACGGCGCGCUGACGACACGCGCCGUCUGCGAAGAGUGAAGGACUCGAGGGAGCAACUCAAGAGCAGGACGAGGGCACGCGGCACCAGCAACGCCACCAUCGACACGACGACGAGCAAUUCGACCUCGGCCGGACGGAGCUAUACCGUAGCCAAUGUCCACAACGGCGUCAUCUACCUGAGACCUGUAGCCCGUCCUGGUAACCAGCGCGGCCGUCAACCGGAUCCCUUCGUCUUUCCGCCCCAGACGCCGCCCGACAGCGCAACCCUCGACAAGCUCCGCCCGACCAGCAAUGAAUGGGAGCAGAGUCUGUACGGCUCAAGGACACCCCACUCUGAACCUACGCCACCGCUGCCAGACCUGAACGAGGGCAAUGCCUUCCAGCAGCAACCCCAGGCAGAUCCCACCACUGGACGACUCGCACACGUGCGCUCGCAUUCAUUCUCCACCGUUGACGACCACACUGCCACGACGCUGAGCCACGAGCCGGGCACCUUCAAAGUCGUCAUCGAAAGGCCCUCGCAUAUGCGCCCCAAGACCGCAGACACAUCGUCAUUCCCGCUGUUGCAGGUUCCCAUCCCGCAUUACCGCUUGGGCACUCCGCGUUUCAGCACACGAGGGACGGCAGACCUGCGCAGUUCGGUCUACACCCGAACCUCAGGCACCGAGGACUUUGCCAAUUCGCUCCUGACCCCACAGCGAGGGGUGCGGCAGUCGUUUCUGUCGUCGCGCCCACGUUCAGACGCCUAUUCGCCUGUCCCCCACCGCUUCCGCGCCACUAUGGACCGCCCAGCUGUACCCCUCUCCGGUCCCUCUUCAGCUCGUGUCUCGCACAUGCCUAUUAGCCCUCGACUCUACGAUGCCCUUACAAUCAACCCCGACGACCGCGCUGUGGUGCGCUUCAACGCCGAGGGUGAGAUUCUCGCAGCCACCCCUUCACGACUUGUAGCGCAUAUAACCUCUCCAAGCUUCCUGGAUUACGAACUCCUAUCCGACUUCUUUCUGACUUUCCGCGCCUUUCUGUGUACCCGAGACCUUGUCGCAUACCUCAUAUCUCGACUGCGAUGGGCCGUCGAUCGCCAAGACGACUUCGGGCGCAUCGUCCGCGUGCGUACUUUCGUAGCCCUUCGCCAUUGGAUUCUGAACUACUUCGUCGACGACUUCAUGCCGUAUUACUCUUUACGAACUAAUUUCUGCGACCUUGUCAACAGCCUGUACAGGGAUCUCCGGGCUCGACAAGACGGAGGUGGGGGCGACAUCAAGAUUGUUGGGGAGUUGAAGAAGUGCUGGAGGCGGACGUGUGCGCUAUACUGGGAGACCGAAGAUAUUAUCGGCCAAAACUAUGCCGACGACGAGCUGCUUCCAGGCGGAUACGAUGGCUCACAAGCAGCAUAUGAGGAACCCCCUCCGGUUGUUCCAGUACCAAGCACUCCUCCACGAACCAACGUCCGGGACACCAAGGAAACUAUCGGCUCAAACCCAAGUGACCAUUUUGCUAGUCGGCAUAUGGAUUGGGCGCAAAGAGCACGCCAUACGCCUCAGAACUCCAUGAGUUCACCCUACAUACCAUCACAAGAAUUCGAAGCCGCACCCACGCAAAUACCCCUAUCGCCCGCCAGCGAGCAGAGUAUGCACGUCCUCUCUUGUUCUAUACCCAUGCGAGGUCUGAACAAACACGACCAGGCGGUCGAGCUUCCCUUGUAUCCACAUCCAGUACCGGUCGCCAACUCAGUCCCCACUGGUACUGCUCGCUUGACAGCCAGUCCACAACAGCCAUCAUCCAUCAAGAGCGUCCACCGCCCGUCGCAUGGCCACAAGCGUAGUGGAAGCUUUUCAGACGCUCUGAGGGACAGCAGAGCUCCGCUGUCCAUCCCCAAGAAUGCACCCGCGGACUAUGCCAUGUCAGCUGUCACGAAUAUGCCUGGCACUCUAGUGCGCGGUGGACUCUUCCAACCCAGCUCCCCAUAUUUCGAAAUCAGAGCUAUACGUCCUUCGCGCUCUCAGUACCUUCAAGAGAUUGACGAUGCUGAAGUGAAUGAGUUCCAAAGACCAGGACAUGCCACUGCCCAUUCCCCAGGCAUGAAAAAGAUCUUCGGCAGUGUACGUCGCGCACUAAGCACACGGCAGCAACUGAGCCCAAGCCCCCAAUUAGGUAGCGUUAGCCAACAGCGCCAGCCGUCAUACAUGCGAGCCUCCAACCCAGGUGCAGCAUCAGCCGUCUCAGUUUCAGGCGGUGUACACAAACGACGUCCUGCUCGACCGAGACCACAGGUGCGUAUUGAUGUUCUGGCUGCUACGGUCGCAGAGAGCUUUCGAGCUGCAGUUCAGGAGCAGCUCGAAAACGAAAGCCAUGAAUACCAUGGUAUUGACCCUCCUGAUCUUGGGGGAUUCGAGUUUGAGUUCGAUAGCCGUGGUACAACAAAUCCGAAUGAGCACCAGAGGGCACCUGAUCCCCGCGUACACAGCGCCAUUACUAGUGGGAGCAAGUCGAUUGUGAUUAUCGACGAUACUGGUCCGCCACCUUUACCUGUCAUGUCGGAUACCCUACCACCCGAUCUUGAGAAGGAGCCCACAAAGCUAGACAGCCAUCAGCAAGAGAAAACACUUGACGAGAAGCUAGCUGGCGAAGCCGCUCCAUCAGUACACAACUCUGAUCUCUACGACUACCCAGAGCCUCGCUCAGCACCGCCAGAGUAUCGCACCUCGCGCAUGUCGACUCGACGGCCUCCGACGAGACAAAGAAGAUCCAUCUCUGCAGGUCCAGCAAGGAUGCAUUCCUUCCGACGCCGGGGCUCUACCAAGACCUCCCUGUCUCUCCGUCGACAUGCAUCCUAUAACAGCGUGCUUAGCAGGUGUCAAGGACCUGCCAGCAUUGCGACAUUUCAAACGAUGUCAUCAGAAAAUGAUCCCUUCUUCCUCGAACGUCAGGCAGCACCUGAAGCUAGUGGGCCCGCCCGCCAGCUUCGUAGAAGACCGGGUGGUGACCUCCGCGCUGCAGGCAACGUUCAUGAUCUUGAGACUUUGCAGCGGCCACAUUCCACCGGUUCUGUUUCCAAUCGCACACACUCAGUGACAAACUCUGUCAUCCUACGGUCUGAUCGCUUUAUCGAUUCAGAGACAGAAGUCAAUCGUGUUUUGGAAGGGCCAGCUGAAGCUGAAGUCCCAAAGAAGCCAAUUUCGUUAGUAGAUACACACUCCUCACAGCCCAACCUGAGACCUUCUUUCGAAGCUGAAGUAGCAAAGCUUGCUGCUCUGCCUGAUGAUACGGACGAUGAAGGCGGCGUCGAAUCGGCCUUGAUGAAACUGGAAGGGCGUUAUGAGAAGAAGUCGCCUAGCAUCCCCUCCCAACGAACCACUGUUGAUCUGGAUUACUAUCGCCCCACAGGAGCUUCUGAACAAAACACGCGACCUGAUACCUAUGAGCAGGAUGUUGAGCAACAUGAGCGUCCUGGAACUGACGACGUUUUCCACCGUCCGUUGGCUCCCCCAGAAACAGACGGGCAAGGCAUAUAUCGCUUGUCUGCCGAGAACUUCAAUAGCCGCGCACCUGCGGUUCAGUCAGUGGGCGAGUCAACCGACUCUUAUUCCUCGAUACCACUUCUCGAUCGGCGCUUGAGCGAAAUCGCAACCUCUCAGCGAGGGCAUACGCUCGAUACCAUGAGGUCCUCUGCCAAGCCAUCACCCCUGCAAUUUGCUAGCAACUCACCCGAGCCUGCUCGCGCCCCAGGGACAUCUUCCUCGAUGGAUUCAUCUGUUGAUUACAUCGUCGAGACGGACAGCAUGAAGCGGAUACCGCCUGGUGGGACCUUACCAAUGACUUCGUACCCACGUGAGUCAUUCCUACUUGAUGAGGAUGAGGAUCUCAGCGAGAUGGGCUCCGGAGAUGGUGCAAAGUCGGGUCGUGAUAGUCAUGGGGUAAGAAGCUUCUUCGACGAUGAGCCAACAACGCCUGAGGCAGAUCCUGAUAAUCUGCCAACGCAUCCCAUGCGCCACCCUCCAACACCGCCCCUUACCGGAAACCGCUUGAAUGAUGCUGUGCCCAGCCCAACAAUCUUCGAAAGAGGUCUGCCUACGCCAGGUCUCACACCGACUGUCUCCCGAGCGAACCCACAGUCGGCUCCUCAACCUGGGCCUCUUGCUGACUCUCCCGCUGACCUCGAAGGUCCUCAGCAGGAUGCGUUCCCAACCCGAACCGCGCAUCUGCCCUUCGUCCUGGCUUAUGACUCCGAAAUCCUCGCUCAGCAACUUACCAUAGUCGAGAAGGACGCAUUGGACGAGAUCGACUGGAAAGAACUCAUCGAGUUGCGCUGGAAGCAAUCUUCUCCACAAAUCCGUGAUUGGGUACAAUAUCUCAGAACAGAAGAGGCCAGGGGUGUAGACGUUGUCAUCGCGCGUUUCAAUCUUGUCGUCAAAUGGGUCGUUUCCGAGGUCCUGCUCACUGAGGACAUCCAUGAACGGGCGCGAUGCAUUACCAAGUUUAUUCACAUCGCAACACAUGCGCGACGAUACCGCAACUACGCCACUAUGUACCAGAUUGCGAUUGCCUUGAUAUCGAACGAUAUAUCAAGUCUCAAGAAGACAUGGGCUUUGGUUCCCGCAGCUGAAAUGCUGGUCAUGACAGAGCUAGAGGCACUCGUUCAGCCUUUGAAGAACUUCCACAACCUGCGGCUUGAAAUGGAGACAGCAACUGUCGACGAUGGCUGUAUUCCAUUUAUUGGCGUCUACACGCGCGAUCUCAUCUACAACGCUCAGAAGCCCGCCUUUAUUGACGCCCCACCUGUCGGCGGCGAACGACUGGUAAACUUCGACCGACACCACACGGCCGCCACCAUCGUCAAGAACCUACUCCGAUUGCUCGAAGCCAGCUCCAAAUACACCUUCAAUGUCGAACCACACAUCCUCAGCAAAUGUCUUUGGCUAGCCGCCCUUAGUGACGAGGAUAUCACACGGCGCAGUCGCCAAUGUGAAUGA